UAGCGUUGCCUAGCAACCGGGGCUAUUGUGUCCCCCAGGCGUCAGAAACCUGACGAGCCGGGCAGUUCGUCCUGAGAUCUGUGAUAAGAAAACAACAAACACAAGACGGAACAGAACGGUUCAACAUGGCCAGCAGUAGUCUCGGCUUCAAGCAUGUCAACCGGGGCCCACUCAAACUUGAUCAUGACAUUACGCCCAAAGACUUUAGUGCCUUCACCCCACCCCCUGGAACUGAAGCCCCCCGCCGCACCUACAAGUACCAGGGCUUCCCCGAUAAGCAGUUUGAGGGUGUGAAGCAGCCGCUUACAGGGCCGCUGGGCUUCAGAGAGAACGACGCUCCGCCUCCUAAACGGAAAAAAGUACAAGCCACGCAGUUCGUCAAUGGGAAGCCCAUCUUUGAGUUAGAUGGUAAGAAUUUCCAGUACGGCACAGACGAGCUACAUCACCUGCUGGAGUCCUCCGACAAGAUCCCAGUCAGACGGUCUGAUUUCCUGAAGGAUCAGCGAGGGUCGGCAGAGGAACGUCGCCGUCACAAGCAGCAGAACGAAGCGGAAUUGGACAUCGCUCGCUGGCGAACCGAGAAGGCUCGCAAGAAAGUAGAGGAGGUGGAGGAAAAGAAAAGGGAUCUGGAAAUGUUGAAAACCUACCAGCCUUUUGGCAGGCCAGGAGGAGGGGCUCCAAAGCCUGGAAUCAAGAAAGACUCCCCACCAAUUGUUACAGACAACCGGAUGGCUCCUAUGACUAGGAUGACAAACUCAUUAGAGACCAGAUUUAGACCCCCAAUGCCAGAGCACACAUACGAGGAUGGGUUUGGUAAGCCCGGGGGUGGGGCUCCUUAUCGCACGGAGUCAGGCAAGAUAAAGACGACCUUAAAGCAGGACCCAGUUCUGAGGUUCAAGGACAACAAAGCAUCAGCGAGGGAACUUGAGCAGAUCGAACGCUACAGGCUGGAUCCAAGGGCUGCUAUGGAAUACAAGUCUGAACUUGCACGCUUGAUGGAUGAUAAGAAACAUCAGAUGCAGCAGGAGUACCAGGCAGAUAUCGAGGCAGACAGAAAGAUGGCUGAAUUCAACCCCUUUGGGAAGCCAGGAGCUGGGGCGCCACUCAGGGAUUACCAUGGGCAGUUGAAACUGAAACGCGAACAGCACUUGGCUCGGAUGGACGAUCUUUACGAACAGAGAAAGGUGGCAGAAAAGGAGAAAAUUAGGAAGGAACAGAGGCAGAAGCUACUGGAACAAUUGAUUCAAGAAGAUCCAACUAAGCCCAGACUAGUGGACAAAGUGGAUAGAUCACAGGGUGGUGGUGACGAGUACGACCCCUGGGGGAAGGGUCAAGGGGCACCGAUGUGGGACAAGUCCGGAAAUGUACGCAGGUUCAAACGGACAGACGUCUAUGGAGUCCCAGAGACCUACCAGUCAGAUGUCAAGAAGGAAAACAUUCAGGGAGGGACCCUUGACCUGAAGCCUACUGGUGGUGGCGGGCCUCUACUCGAUGAUAGUGGCAAGGUCAAGUCCAAGGUCAAGAAGACAAUGGUGUAUGAGAAUGGAGCGUGCAUCACUGAUCGUGAUGAAUAUGUUGCGAAGGCUACCUCCGCUGAGAUACGCCGAGAGUCAGAGAGAGACUGGUGGGGUAAGCCAGGAGGUGGCGCCCCGGUUGUGAACGAUAAAGGGCAGAUCGUUCGCUCCACACGUGGGAAAUUUCUUAAGGAUGCUACUGGGGGAGAAGUGAUAGUGAGGCCUGUGUCUGAUACAUCCAGGACUAUAUUGGCCAACAGCAAGAAAUCGUACUUUGAGGAUCUUAAAGUUGCAGUCAAAGAGGAAAAGGAGAAGAAGGAAAAAGAGAGGAGAGAACUGAGAGAGGCAGGUGGUGAUGUAGCCCAGUGGAUGAAGGAGAGUCAGACAGGGAAGCCCAAACGAGAUCCCGUCACCGGCCAGCUGAUGGGCGCCAACAGGAUCAUGUCUGAUGUCACCAAACAGAAAAUGGAUGUGCGCCAUGAGAGGGGCCAGGGCAGCCAGGCCUUGUACAACGACCUGGUGGCUCAGGCAGAACAGAGGAGACAACUCCGUCUGGACGAGCGCAGGAGGGAGAUCGAGAUGGAGCGCAAGCACCAGAUGACCAUGGAUAACAGCUGGGGGCGGGAGGGGGGCGGAGCACCCCUGACCCAGCAGAACGGAGGGACCAGGAGGAGUAACCGGGGGCAACCAGAGAUCACACCUCUGGGCCAGCUAGGGUGCCGCGUGCCGUCCUUCAGCCUGUUUGGACACAAGCUAGUUGAGACAGGGGAACUCUGGGCAGGAGCCCCACCCAAGAAGAGGUCCAACCCAACCCAGCUGCAGCCACCCUUUGCAACCAUGUAAAGGGUCUGGACAACCAAGAGUGCAACUCCAAUCCGUGGACAACCAAUCACCAAACUCACCAUCACAGGAACUUUUGCCACUUUGGAGCAAAAAGUCAUUCCUAUCGAGAUAUGAAAUAAUACAAAGCCAUAGAAAUGUUAUGUCUAUACCAUGGUCACGAUAUGAACAAAACUUGAUGUACAUGUAAAUAGUGAUCAAUUUAUGUGUUAAACUUUAGAAACCACUACAUCUUGUAUAUAGUUUUUAAUUUUUCAACCCAGUGUGGUCUUUGCAGUGAUAAGUUACUGUAAGAUAUCUUGAUGCAAAACCAUAAUGGAAAAAGCCAUGAUUUUAGCACAAUCACACUCGGUGAAGUAAAUCAACAGUAUCAAUGCGAAUCAUGGGAAAGAAGCCAUAAAAUCAUCGUUAUACUAUGUGCAUCAUGAUGUAUUGUGUUUAAACAAUCCUGUAUUGUAUUAAUUGCACAAGGUUCCAAUCAUUGAUUAUGCACUUUUUUGUGAGCAGAGGUUGCUGCUAUAUGAAUGUUACGAUCAGAAUAUAUAAAAAAUAUGCACAAUACAAAGACACACUUUUACUAUAUAUAUCCAAGGCAUUUACAUGUUUCCAAACUGCAGAAAUAUUGUAUACUGCUGCUAGGUAUUUGUGAAGCCAGUUCAAAGCAAGAGAAUGAUCAUAUCAGUUGUCACAAUGAACUGGGCAUGGAUACAGAUACCAAUUUGAUAUCAGGCAGUUUUAAGAUUUCAGAGCACAAAUAUAUAUUUUAUCGAACAGAACAAACGUUUACAGAUAUCUGUUUUGACUAAAUAUGCACUUUACUAUUACAAGACUUACAGGUUUUGUGGUUCAAAUUGUAAAUAUGGUAAGAAAUAGCAAAAUUGUCUUGCUUUCAAAGCAACACAAUGUAUUUUACUAUGCAAGCCAUGCCCCACUGGAAGUUUUAUAUGUAUAUAUGCUGAAUGCCAGUGUUUCACUGUGUGUAUGGAUGUAUGUAUUGAAGUUUGGAAUUGCAACACACUACACUGCAAAUGUGACGUGGUGUGAUAUUUGUUGUGUGAUAUUUUUCUAACACACAGAAUAAAUAACUAUACUUAACAUUGUUCUGUAUAUGUCGCACAAGAUGUACAAUUCGUAUAAAGAGAGAAGUCCAUAUGGUGAUAUACAUUGUAUACUGUUUAGAAAAUGUCUGACAGAGUUCAAUACACAAAGUGUCGUUUUGUAA
This is a messenger RNA of Branchiostoma floridae (Florida lancelet), 3576 nucleotides long. RefSeq lists its product as uncharacterized. Lineage: Eukaryota; Metazoa; Chordata; Leptocardii; Amphioxiformes; Branchiostomatidae. The coding region runs from base 126 to 2357 and encodes 743 amino acids. The record is from RefSeq and is a predicted model, not a curated record. Gene Ontology annotation, cellular component: spindle pole; centrosome; microtubule. Gene Ontology annotation, biological process: positive regulation of cytokinesis. The transcript is spliced from 25 exons.